Messenger RNA from Radiomyces spectabilis, 1321 nucleotides. RefSeq lists its product as uncharacterized. The transcript has a single exon. The record is from RefSeq and is a predicted model, not a curated record. Bases 177 to 938 code for a protein of 253 amino acids. Lineage: Eukaryota; Fungi; Mucoromycota; Mucoromycetes; Mucorales; Radiomycetaceae.
CUUCUUACUUAACCUUGUGACUUGAAAAAUAAGUGCAGAAGUCAGCGGAUAAAAUCGUUAAAACGACAAAAGGGAAAUCCAUCCGAUACUCCCAACUUCUUUAUUUUAUUCUUUGGUCUCUUUCUCUCGCUUCCGCACCCACCCCCCUUUUUAACUUUUCCUCUCGUACAAAGGUCAUGACAGUUCGCAUGCGUCAUUCGUCAUUUCCUUUAGAAAUAUGGCUUCAUAUUGUCGACUAUUGUCUUGCCUGGGAACUCGAGGAGUCACAAAUAUUACUUCAACAAAACAGUACCAGUAGUAUCUAUGCGCUGCUGUUAACCAACUACACAUUCUAUUGCUAUCUGAUCCAACAUCCCCUAUUCCAUCGACUUCGGCUGUGGCGCAUGCUGGGCCGGAUUCCACAUCAGUACGAACCUGUAUGCAUUGCCGUUGCGACACCCACCGAUUGGACUCUACUGAAUCUGGAACUGCGGAGCGAACGAGUGUAUGAAAACGAAGAAGAGACGUUUCUCAUGUUGCAGGAAGUGGAACAUUAUCAGCGACGACGAUCUCGGCGACGAGCCGAUACACUGAGCAAGGCGGACAAGGACGUGGUUAGUCCGACGUGGAUCCGGCGGGACAUGGCUAUUUACGGCGCGCAGAAUAAAGUGAUCCCGCUUUUCUGUUUCCAUUCUUGUGUGCAAGAUUUGUGUCGAUUUGCUGUUGUGAAUCGCAUGUCCAUCUGGCUGCUAAAGCAAUCGGCCCGGUUUUUCAGGGGUGACAACAUUAAAAUGCUCACCAACCAGAACCUUUUUCGCUGCGUUCUUGAAAGUCAACGUUAUGCAUUGAUGGUGUGGGAUCGUCCCAACGACGAAAAGCGUCGCUUUACCGAGGAUGUUCUUCGUCACAACGUUGAACUGUUUGGAAACAUGUCCACGCCCAUGCUCUUUAUCAUCUAAAUCCAAUUUUCUCUUUCUCCAUUAAUAUCCAAACCACCACUUAUCCUCCUUCUCCGUCCUGUAUGCACUGUUUUUCUUUCUUGUUAUAUCUUUUGCUUUACUUUCUUCUUUCUGUUCUCUUAUUUGUAAAUUAAUUUGCUCCGUCCCUUUUAUUUUCUUUUUUAAGUUGUUAGUUUGGUUUGUGUAGGAACAUCGUACCGCAGCAAUCACCUGUAUCGUACAUGCAAUCAUUAUGGGAGCUGAUUCGGAAUAAAUCAAUCCUUCUCUUUCUAUUUUGGUGGGGUACCUGAUAUAUACUCACUGUCACUUUUAUGUAGAUAUACACACCAAUUUUUGCGAUCUUGCGGUUUUUGAUGGUUGAUCUCCACCUAUUUUAACAUUGG